AUUCUAAGAACUGUUUAACUACCUAUACUAAAACGCGACACAAACACGAGCGUUUACCGCGAAAAGAGAGGCGAUAAUCAAAAACGUAUCAUUGUACGCAUAUUUGGCAAAAUAAACAUACAUCAGCAUAAUGCGAAUGAUUAUCCGAUGAUGUAAUUCGCAAAUACGCUGACACUGAUUGUCCGAUGCUACAACAGUAUUAUGACCUCAUGCAGUAUCGUAAAGUUCGUCAAAUUCACUCGGGUCUGUCGUGCAAAUUAAUUAAGGACUGUGAAUUAUUCGCCGCAGAUCGCCAUGUACUCGCGAUUAUGCACAAUAUUGCUUUCGAUAUUGAUUCUGUCUGAGACACGUGCGAUUCAACCGUUCAAUGAGAACACUUUACCGCAUAAAGUUUCAAAAAAACUAGACGAUUACUGGCAAACCUACAAGACGCAGUUUAAUAAAACGUACACGGGAAAUCUGGAAAACACGAGGCGAACGGCUUGGGAACAAAACCUCGUGGAGAUUUAUAAACACAACCUGAUGGCCGCCGCGGGACAUCAUAGUUACACCUUACGGGAUAAUCAUAUUGCCGAUCUCAAUACUCGACAAUACAUGCGUGAUAUGGUAAAACUGAUACCGAGUCGAAGGCGCCGAUUGCCAACCGAACCGAUGGUAUCGGCGGUUCUGCACAACCCCCAUAGCAUACCAAAACGAUUAGAUUGGCGCGAAUACGGGUUCAUCACCGCGCCGGUGAACCAACGGGACUGCGGGAGUUGCUACGCUUACUCGAUCGCGGAGAGUAUACAGGGACAGAUUUUUAAGCAGACCGGCAUGCUGCUCUCCUUGAGCGCACAACAGUUGGUAGAUUGCAGCACGGCGACCGGGAACCGCGGCUGCGUCGGCGGUUCCCUCAGGAAUACCUUAAAAUAUCUGGAAAAGUCGAAGGGUCUCAUGGCCGGAUACCGGUAUCCGUACUACGCCGAGCAAGGUGAGUGCAGAUUUCAAAGGGAGUUGAGCGUCGUUAAUGUAACGUCAUGGGCAAUCUUGCCUGCACGAGAUGAGAAAGCUUUAGAAAUAGCAGUAGCUACCGUCGGUCCUAUAGCCGCCUCCAUAAACGCCAGUCCGAAGACAUUUCAGCUUUAUCAUAAAGGUGUUUACGACGACCACCUGUGCAAUUCGGACACGGUAAACCACGCGGUAUUAAUCAUCGGAUAUACGCCGACCGAAUGGAUCCUGAAGAACUGGUGGGGUGACAGUUGGGGUGAACAUGGUUACAUGCGAUUGGCGAAAAAUAAAAACCGCUGUGGCAUAGCGAACUAUGCGGCCUAUGUAAAAGUUUGAGAUUUUCUCAUUCCUCUUUAAUUUGGGUCCGCGAAAAGAUCUCUUUUUUACUUGCAAAUCUUUCGAAAAAUAUACAUUGCCUAUAUAUUUAUGUAUUAA
Molecule: messenger RNA, 1422 nt
Organism: Nylanderia fulva
Lineage: Eukaryota; Metazoa; Arthropoda; Insecta; Hymenoptera; Formicidae
Gene: CtsL4
Product: Cathepsin L4
Biological process (GO): proteolysis
Molecular function (GO): cysteine-type peptidase activity
Source: RefSeq, a predicted model, not a curated record